GGGGAGGCCCCGCAGGCCGGACCCGCGCCAGACUCCCGCCCCCGCCGCGGCCAUGGCGUCCCCGCGGGCGCCCACCCCCUACGCAAUGCGGGUGUGCGGGCCGCCCGGGGCCCCGCCGCGCCCCCAGCCCGGCCGUGUCCGCGAAGGGCACCCGGCGCUCACCUGCGUGACUAGGCCGCAUGCCGCCCCCGCCGCCGACCCCGCUUUGGACCGCCAGCGCCGGCCGGGGUCGCCUCUCCGUCCCGCUCACAGGCUGUUCCUGCCGCGGGGACCGCCCGCAGCCACUGCCGCCGCCGAGGUGGCUGGACUCCGCCGCGGGACUGCAGAACACCCUGGCAGCCGCUGCCAGCACGCUGACGUCAGCGCGGGUCCGCCCCCAGCUCGCUGACGUCACCGCGCCCGGCACCCGCCACCCGACGUGCGCGCUCCGCCAGGCGCCGGGCGCGACCUGGCUUCGGAGUCCGAUGGCGGUCGGAGAAUGUUGAGUACCUUCUGGAUUCUAAUUUUGCACACUCGGCAAUUUGUGGAAGAUGAUCAGAAAUGAAAAAAGAAUAAGAUGGCCUAUCCUGGAGAAUGAUCCCCGUGCACUAGAGUAAGAUGUUCUUGGGGACGGUGGCCGUUGAGGUUCAACCACCUCGGAAGGCAGUUUGGCCCUAUGUGCUGUGGUUGAAGCUCUGCCCAUCCCACCGUCCAGCAACUCCAGUCCCCGGAAACUCGCACACAGGCCCCGGGACCCACCGGUAAGGAGAUUCAGAGCAGCGCCACCCUGAAACAGCAGGCGCCCCCCGAGCGUGGAGUGGACGAUUCUUACAAGCAACGCGGUAAUGAAAUGAUCCUUACAGGCGCGACGUGGAGUCACACACGCAAGACACCAAGGGCGGACGUUUAGAUUCCAUUUCUACGACAAAAUAAACUCAGAUUUAGAGGAAAAUAAAACUAUAAAGACACUGAAGCACGUGAUUCCCAUUGGAAUUCAGGGUCCCUGAGGAGUGACAGGAAGUAAAGUGCAGAAAGUAAGAUGCAGAAAAGGCUCAAAACGAUAUACUGGUACAUAGACGCUGAAACUGUUCUGGCUGGAAGAAGUGCUGCUCAUCUGGAAGGGGCUGCUGAAGCUGAGGUCUGGGAGCUCCGCUCUGUGCAGGAAGUGGUGCACCUGGAAUGUGUUGGGAUUGACCGCCCAUCCAUGGCUAUCAGAAGAAGCUUUCUGCAAUGGGGCCUGUGGAACCCCUCAAGGCAGAUGAAAGAUGACAAAAGUCUGUUUGAGAAUGACUAAUUUAUAAUCUGAGGAUGAGUAACACUUAUUUUGCUAAGGCCCAAACUUAAACGUAAUUACCCCGCCCAACCACAGAUGCUCUCUGGAGGAACCAGUCAGAAUCUAUAGUCAGAUGCAGGUGACUAAGAGAAUGAACUCUGUUCUUCUCUCACCAGGGUAUUUCCUCCUCAUAUGAGUUCCAGGCUCUGAGCUCCCUCUUCUUCAAACUUGCAGUGACUUUCUAUGCAAUUUGCAGUUAAAGUACAGGGAUUUUAUUGGGUGUCAUGCUGUUUCAUGGAUAAUCUUUGCACAUGGAUUGUGUGACCCAGGAUGAAAGUGUGUAGCUCCUGCUCUCUGUGCUCCUGAGUGCCCUGUGGGUUCCUUAGAUGCAGUGAUGUUUGGCUACUGACAUAACCAGAGCAAGACUAGCCCUUGUUGUCGCUGCUGAUGGUUUGUCAGGUACAGGGGUGAGUCCUGGAGGGCAGGCCUGUCUGAACCCAACAGGAAAACCACUGGGUGACUUUGAUUUAUAAUAUAAUCUGUUCACUCCCAGAUUCCCUUUAUGCAGUCAGCUCUUCUAAACACAGGUCAAGUAGGACAUUAAUUGGUUUAAUUUUAAAAUACUAGGAACCCACUUAUUACACCUGUGAGGUGCACUUCCACAGCUGUUUCCUGGCUGUCUCCUGGCUGUUUUCCCAGGUGUUGGCUUGUCAGUUCUACUAGUGUUGGUGCUGUUUAAAUGUCAAGAUAUCUUGUCCCAUACUCCCACCCCCUAGGCUCCACUGGACCAUUUUCUGUUACCUGCAGGGUUUGCCUCUGGUAUCUACUGUCUGCUUGGGACCCCCUCCCAUAUUUUAAUCCUUUCUUGCAGAGACUUGGAUUUGAGAAUAUAUGUUCCUGUUUGUCAUUCUUUUCUCCCUUGGCUCCACUCUCACAGGAGAGCUUUUUCCAGCCUGUGCAGGUGUGGAGCUGGGGGAGGCAGCGAAGUUACUUUGUUUUUAAAAAUGAGCUAUAAUUCACAUGCCAUAAAAUUGAGUUUUUUAAAGGGUGCAGUUCUGUGGGUUUUGGCAUAUUCAUAUCUAAAUAUAUUCAUAUCUAAGUUCUUAACAUACUCAUCGCCCCAAAAAACCCUGUCCUGUUAGUAGUCACUCCCCAUCCCACUCUCUUUUCAAUCCUUGGCAACCGCUAAUAUACUUACUGUUUCUAUGGAAUUGCCUGUUCUGAACUGUUCAUAUAUGGUCCUUUGUGACUAGCUUCUUUCUCUUUGCAUAAUGUUUUCAAGUUUCAUCCAUGUUGUAGCAUGUAUCAGAACUUCUUUUUCUGGCUGAAUAAUAUUCCAUUGUAUGGAUAUAUAGUAUUUUGUUUAUGCAUUCAUUAGUUGAUGGACUUUGGGGUUAUUUUCACUUUUUGCCUAUUAUAAAUAAUACUGCUAUAAACAUUCAUGUGUCAGUUUUUCUCUGAACAUGUGUUUCCAAUUCUCUUGGGUAUAUGCCCAGUGUUUUGAGGAACUGCUAAACUGUUUGCCACAGUGAUUGUACCAUUUUACAGCCCCAGCAGUAGGGUAUAAGGGCUCUGAUUUCUCCACAUCCUUGCCAACCCUUGUGAUUAUAUACCUUUCAGUGGGUGUGAAGUUUUGUUGUUUUGAUUUGCUUUUCUCUAGUGACUAAUGACGUUGAACAUUUUUCAUGUGCUUAUUCUCCAUUUUAGGUAUUUUUUUGGAUAAAUGUCUAUUUAGGUCAUUUUCCCAUUGUUUAAUUGGGUCAUUUAUCUUUUUAUUAUUGAGUUGUGAGAGUUAUCUAUAUUUUCUGGAUAAUAGACCCUCAUCAGAUAUAUGAUUUGCAAAAUGUUGUUCUAUUCUAUGGAUUGCCAUUUCACUUCUUGACAGUGUUCUUUGAAGCACAAAUGUUUUAUAUUUUAAAUUUAAUUAGAUGAAAUCCAAUUUAUCAUUUUUUCUUUGGUUGCUUAUGCUUUAGAUGUCCUAUCUAAGAACCAAUUGCUUAAUCUAAGGACAUGAAGAUUUAUAACUGUGUUUUCUUCUGAGUUUUAUAGUUUUAUUUCUUACAUUUAGUCUUUGAUCCAUUUUGAGUUAAUUUUCAGUUAUGGUAUGAGGUAGGGGUUCAACUUCAUUCUUCCAUUUUUGAAUAUCCAGUUUUCCCAAUACUAUUUGUUAAAAAGACUAUUCUUUCCCCAUUGAAUUAUCUUGACACUCUUGUUGCAAAUCAAUUAACCAUAAAUGUAUGUCAGAUUGGAUAAGAAGACAAAUCCAGUCUGUGCUAGCCUACCCAAAACAUAAUGAGGCAGACAUGGUGAAAUUAAAAAAAAAAAAUAUUUGAAAGAUAACCAACAUGACAAAUAGAUAACAAAAAGACAAUGGUUAGCUAUAUUAGUAUUAGACAGAAUAGAUUUUGAAUUAAGGCAUUAAGGAUCAAAGGAGUCAUUAAAUAUGGUAAAAGAAAAAUUUCAUAAGAAAGAAGAAAAAAAUCCUGAAUUUGGUAAUGUACCUAACACAUAUGCUUGCAAUGCAUAAAACAAAAUUUGACAGCCUUUCUGGGAGAAGUUGACAAAUCCCUAAUCAGAGUGAGAGAUUUUAAUACUCAGCUCCAAUAAUUGAUAGCUCAAGCAGAAAAAUAGUACAUACUAACAGGCCUAAUCUACAAAAAUGACUACGUACCAAGGCACAAAGCAAAUAUGGAUAAAGAUUAUAAGAAUCAGUAUUAAAUAGAACUUUCUAUAUUCAUAGAAAUAAAAUGUAAAAAGACUAGUAAAAAAUAUUUAACAGAAUUUGAGGUGCAGAGUUUCCAUCAGUCAGGCAGGGAAAGAAUGUGGUAACAUUGAACUUGUUAGAAUUUGCAGUAUUACUUAUUUCAUUUUAUCUGAAGCCAACUUACAGACAAUGGAUGUUUUAGGAGAUGAGCAAAGGGAAGCAUGAUAAAAUCUUGUCUUCUUUGUAAUUUUCAUUUUGAAAAUAAAAAUAUAUCUGCAGAGCUUACUACUUAUGGUAGAGUUUUGCAAACUUUUCUAAGUGAAAGAUUCACACUGUAGUUAUAUGGGGAAAAUGUGAUUUAAAAUUCAUUAUGCUAAGCCUUUGAAAUUUCAUCUUAUUCCUCCCGCCCCCCCCACAAAGCCAGCAUUUUAUUAGCUCCUGCAUGUCCAGUGCUUUUGUACCAGUGAUUCUAUGUCAUUUGAAGCUGAACAGCUGUCUCUUUUAUGUACUUACAGCUCAAUAGAACGAGGUCAUGAAUUGCAUUCAUUUAUUUGGCAAAUGUUGAAGCAAUGCCCUGGGUGUUGAAUUUAUUAUGAUGCUGCCUUACAUGUCUACAAAUCUGAAAAACCAUUACUGAAAAAAAAUACAAAUUUGUAAUUUUCUUAAUUACCCAUCUGAGAGGUUCUUCUGUGCCUGGACAAUU
Molecule: messenger RNA, 4659 nt
Organism: Choloepus didactylus (southern two-toed sloth)
Lineage: Eukaryota; Metazoa; Chordata; Mammalia; Pilosa; Megalonychidae
Product: atherin-like
Exons: 2
Coding region: 180-485 (101 amino acids)
Source: RefSeq, a predicted model, not a curated record